AUGACUUAUCCGUCGCACAUGAUGGCCGUUCUGCCCGAGAUCCCCAACCCUCCGCUCUCCUACUCGGUCCCUGCUUUUCUGCUGCUUCUGUUCAUGACAUACUACCUCUCUACUGCCAUCUACUGCCAUUUUUUCUCCCCACUCCGGCGCUUCCCUGGCCCGCCUACCACUUCUUUCUCAUAUCUCUGGCUCUGCAAGGUCCACCGCCCGGGCCGCAUGGCCGACUACUUCACUGCUGCCAACUCCAAGUACGGCCACAUGUCCACCAUCCGAGUUGGCCCCAACGACCUCAUCACGUCGGACCCGGAGGUGAUCAGACGCACCUCAGGGGCUCGGUCCAAAUACUCCAGAUCCGACUGGUAUAAACAGUCCCGGCUCGAUCCCCUCACCGACGCCAGGUUCACGACCUUGGACACCAAGUACCACGACGAGCUCAAGGCCAAGCUCUCGGCUGGGUACGCGGGGAAGGAUGUGCCGAAUUUGGAAGGGGAUAUUGACCUCAAACUGCGACAAGUGAGAGAGGUACUUGAGCGCAAAGUCGAGCAGGGAAAGACGAUCGAUUUGGCCAGGUUGAGCUCACAUUUCACCUUGGAUAGUAUUUCGCGGAUUGCGUUUGGUCAUGAGGCCGACUUUGAGAUGGUACUGACCGAGGGAGCGGAUAAGCACGGGGUUGAUUAUCUGGGAUUAGUGGAGAGACAUGCUCCAAAGUCGGUUGCAAUAUCGUCGGCUCCCUUGUUGAGGGGGUUGUUUGCAAAUGAUCUUACUCUGAAAUUGAUCGGGCCAAAAGCGACGGACAAGGCGGGUUUGGGGUUGCUGAUGAGACUGGCUCGGAUGUUGGUGGGGGAGAGAUUCGGAGAGGGGGCAGAGGACAGGAAGGACAUGUUGGGCUCGUUUGUACGACAUGGUCUCUCUCAGCGAGAGUGCGAAGCCGAGGUCUUGAUCCAGAUCGUGGCCGGCUCUGAUACAACCGCUACCGCCAUUCGAGCGACAAUGCUAUAUGUCAUGACAACGCCGAGGGUGUAUCGAGCUCUGCAGAGAGAGAUUGAUGAGGGCAUCAAGAGCGGCAAGAUCUCGAAUCCAAUCACAGCCGCCGAAGGUGCCAAACUACCAUACCUGCAGGGAGUCAUCUACGAAGGACUUCGUCUCUACCCCCCCUUCACCGGCAUCCCGUUGAAGGUGGUCCCCCCCGAAGGUGAUACCAUCGACGGCAAAUUUGUGCCUGGUGGGACGAGAAUUGCAGCAAGCUUCUGGUCAACAGGACGGCACAAGGGCACCUUCGGGGAGGAUGCGGACCUUUUUCGACCCGAGAGGUGGAUCGAGGCCGCGGCUCAGAACGAGAAGAAGUUUGUCGAGAUGAAGAGAGUGGCUGAACUUGUAUUCGGGUAUGGACGAUGGGGGUGUCCUGGAAAGACUGUCGCCUUUCUUGAGUUGAACAAGAUUUUCGUCGAGGUAUGUUUGUUUUGUGCUACCCCUCCUUGCAGAUCAUCGGGAUGCGAGACUGAUACACGGGACUUGUUUGCCAAUGGUAGCUGUUGCGGCACUUUGACUUCCAACUUGUGUACCCUUAUGAGCCGUGGAAAGCGCACAACUACAGCCUGUGGCUACACAGUGAUAUGUGGGUGA
This is a messenger RNA of Podospora anserina S mat+, 1623 nucleotides long. RefSeq lists its product as uncharacterized. The record is from RefSeq and is a predicted model, not a curated record. The coding region runs from base 1 to 1623 and encodes 540 amino acids. NCBI's taxonomy places the organism in Eukaryota, Fungi, Ascomycota, Sordariomycetes, Sordariales, Podosporaceae. Gene Ontology annotation, molecular function: oxidoreductase activity, acting on paired donors, with incorporation or reduction of molecular oxygen; heme binding; iron ion binding. The transcript has 2 exons.